AUGUUACACGAGAAACUUGAAGAAUAUAACAGUGCCUUUGAAAAAGUCAUGGAAGAGCUUGAAGAGCCUGAAAUUCCAGAAGAUCCAAAAAGUUCUGCCCCAUCAACAACAGAUGAAACCCGCAAAAAAAGUAGAGGGCAAUAUCAAAAGCCUAUGGAUAAAUAUAUAAAAAAGCUUCUUUAUCUCUACUUCAUAAGGGGAUUAACUAUCGAAAAAGCCAGCAAGAUAAUACUUGCUUUAUUAUCUUAUAACUGCAGCAUAAGGAUAAAAAUUUUGAGUGCCAUGUACCCUUCUGCCAAUAGUAAAAGGGGGGAGCAAAUUCAGAUGACAAUAGGAGCAAAUUCAGUUGACAAUGGAUGCAAAUUCAAUUUCUAUGGAAGCUAA
Phycomyces blakesleeanus NRRL 1555(-) is the source of this 384-nucleotide messenger RNA. RefSeq lists its product as hypothetical. Lineage: Eukaryota; Fungi; Mucoromycota; Mucoromycetes; Mucorales; Phycomycetaceae. The transcript has 3 exons. The coding region runs from base 1 to 384 and encodes 127 amino acids. The record is from RefSeq and is a predicted model, not a curated record.